Lactuca sativa (garden lettuce) is the source of this 1246-nucleotide messenger RNA. RefSeq names its product fasciclin-like arabinogalactan protein 21. The record is from RefSeq and is a predicted model, not a curated record. Lineage: Eukaryota; Viridiplantae; Streptophyta; Magnoliopsida; Asterales; Asteraceae.
UGAAGAUAUCGAAUUAUUGAUAGACUAAUCUUGUACAUUUACAAAAUUCCAGGGUUGUUUACGAAAAUAUAAUCAAAAUCUAUAUCAACCGCUUCGGGACUCCUCGCCUCUCACCUCUUUCACUCUGCAACUCAACACACAAAAAUGGGUAAAGGAAUAUUCUUCACCUCCGCCUCAAUGCUUCUCGCCGUCAUAAUCACCACCACCCUCCGCUCCCACCACCACCACCAACAACAACUCCCAAACGACACUUCCUCCUCCUUCACGGACAUCACCACCAACGCUUCCAAACUACUCCGAUCAAAUGGAUUCAACUUCAUAGCCACCUUCCUCCACAUCUCACCGGACCUCUUCCUAUCAACACCAGAAACCACCGUGUUUGCCAUUCCUGAUUCCGCCAUUUCCAACCUCUCAAUCCGUCCCUACAUGACCAAGCACCUCCUCGCCUACCACAUCUCGCCGGAAAAAUUAACCAUCCAAGAUCUGUUCAAAAAACCCAUAAAAACUUGUUUACCAACCUUGAUUCAACACCAGAAAGUUUCAAUCACGAAGAACGAUAACAAACAUCAUGUUCUUGAAAUCAACAACGUGUUGAUUACUCACCCGAAUUUGUUUCUUCAAGGCCCCGUCAUUAUUCAUGGCGUUGCAGGUCCGUUCGCUUCCUUCAAUCAUAACCAAGAAAGCAUAACAUUACCAUUGUGUGAAUCCGGUGGUGGUGGCGGCGGCGUUGUCCGUGGAUUUAUCAAGAACAAGGAAGAAUGGGGGCGAGUGGUGAAAUUUCUGAGCUCAUCCGGAUUCAUGCCGUUUGCCAUUGGAUUAAACUCUGUGAUUCAUGGGAUACUGAAGGAUUUUCCAGAUUUGGAUUCAGUGACGAUUUUUACACCUCCGAAUGUUGCGUUAAUGGCUAUGUCAUCACCAUUGUUGGAUAAGUUCAUGAGGUUUCAUAUAGUUCCAUUGAGGCAUUCUAUCAAACAGUUGGCGGGCAUGCCAGCAGGUGCGUCUUUAAGAACUCUGGUUAAAGGUAAAGAUGUGGAGAUCACUGAUACGUCUAGAUUUUCUCAAGUUGUGUUUAUCAAUGGAGUCGCGAUUACUGCACCGGAUUUGUUCUUGUCGGAGAAGUUUAUUGUUCAUGGAAUUGCUCGGCCUUUGAAUACGGACGAGCUUUCUAGCAUGUCGUGAUAAAAAUUGGUAAUUGGAUUCUUUGAUACAUAUUUCGAAAAAAAAAAAAAAAAAAAAAAAAGACAAA